Messenger RNA from Cuscuta epithymum, 1189 nucleotides. NCBI's taxonomy places the organism in Eukaryota, Viridiplantae, Streptophyta, Magnoliopsida, Solanales, Convolvulaceae. The record is from the annotation of a GenBank genome assembly.
GCCUGUCUACGCUUAAAAAUAGAUCCACCGAGAACUUGAGAGUCCCAUCUCCUAGCAAAACCAUCCGCCUUUCUCCAAGAAUCUCUUUGCCUCGCUUGAAAUUCAUCGCCAAACAGGGGAAGUGAUUCGCCGGUGAAAAAUCUAUAUGCCGCCCAAUAAGCUCUCGUUCAUUAAUAAAAAAAGGGCAUAUUAGAUAUUUAAACUAUUAGGGGGCUGUAUUUAGAAAUAUCGGGGCUGUGGAUAGAAACUCCCUAAUUAAUUUACUGUUGAAAAGGUAAAAUACCCCUUUGCCCCUUCACAGAAGUCUUCUACCACUUCUGGAUCGGCCUUUCAUCUGCUCCGCUCCUUCCAGGUCCCUUAUCGACGACUUCUCGUUCAACUUCUCUGUAUUAAAGCUUUAAUGAAACUGUUCGCUGAUAUCUAACUUCGUCCAUCAUAUUAAGCAGAUUUUCUGUAUGUAGAUCCUCAUAUUAGUGAAGUUCGUCCAGCUUAAAUUUUAAUGAAACUUGUUCGCUGAUAUGUUCAAACUGCUUUAGGUCUGAUGGAAGGUGGUAGAUAUUCGGUUGAUUUGGAUAACCUCCAACGCAAUCGAAGAAACGAGAUUGGGAGGAAGAAAUCCCGCAAAGGUAAAGAACUUGCCGGGUCUUCAUCUCAAAGCCGAGAUGAUUUUGAAACGGGUUACCAAAGGCGAGAUGGAGAUGCGAUGUCCGAAGAACAACUCCAACAAGAAUUGGCCCGACAUAAUAACCGCAUUGAAUGAGAUUACUUUGUAUUUAACAUAUGAAGUUGAUUUUGAAGAAAAUGAUGACUUUGACGUUCUAGACUGGUGGAAGUCAAAAGAAAGAACGUUCCCGAUUUUAGCACGGAUGGCUAAGCAAGUACUAUUAAUGCCGGUUUCAACAGUUGCUGUGGAACAAGAAUUUAGUUCGGCCGGCAACGUCCUAACGGCAUCUAGAUCGAGAUUGAGCGCGGAGUCUCUUGAGACGCUUAUAUGCUACCACGAUUGGUUGAAGGCCGCACGUAGAACUCAAGAAUUGAGCAUCACCCCCUCCCAAGAUUUUAUGGAUGACUCAACAACCGAUGGUGGCUCUACCUAUGCCGGAGAUUCCGAUUGAUUAGUAUUUUAGAAUUUAUUACAAAAUGUAUUUUAUAGCACUUGUCAAAUUUAUUUAUACUUGUACUUCAUAUU